Messenger RNA from Leptomonas pyrrhocoris, 5904 nucleotides. RefSeq names its product serine/threonine protein kinase-like protein. Gene Ontology annotation, molecular function: ATP binding; protein serine/threonine kinase activity. Gene Ontology annotation, cellular component: cytoplasm. Gene Ontology annotation, biological process: protein phosphorylation. The record is from RefSeq and is a predicted model, not a curated record. The transcript has a single exon. Bases 2269 to 5904 code for a protein of 1211 amino acids. NCBI's taxonomy places the organism in Eukaryota, Euglenozoa, Kinetoplastea, Trypanosomatida, Trypanosomatidae.
GGACAAGGGAAAAGAAACAGAUAUAGUGUCGGCUUUUAGGAAGGACGCCAUCGACCGCAGAGCAGGAAAGACAAACCGGCGCGCGCGGUUGAUCAAGCACACCUCGUGCACCCUGACUUGUGGAAUCAAAGCGAAGCGGGCGGACUCUUUCGCUUCUCCGCCGUCGCCGUUCUCUUUUUUUUCCCUUUUUCUCUCGGUUAUUUGAGCCCGUGUAGUCUGUGUUCGUGUCUUCUGUCCUUGUGUGCGUGUGCGUGUGUGUCUGUGUGUGUGUCUUACUAUCUCGCCGUUCUGACGUUGGCAUCUUCGACGUUGUAGAGGAAGCAAAGGUAGCGAAUAGGGAGAGGGCAAACAGGCGAUUCUUUUUUCUUUUCUUUUCUUCUCCCUGCGUAUAUUCGCUCACCUGCCGAUUGAAGCCAUCCUCCGUGGCAGUCGGGUUUGCUUGUUGUUGUUGUUGUUUCCAUGGAUAUUCUAAAAAAGUACAUAUAUAUAUAUUCCCUCCUUCUUCCUCUCUCGCAUACAGGACCGUAGCACCCUUCUUUCAUCUACUCGUUUACGUGUGUUCACGUGACGACUGACGGCGCGUCUGUUGCUCCUUUUCUAUUUUUGAUUAUCUUUUUUAGCUUCUUAGUAUUGUUCUUGUUGCCGCUGCUCGUCGUUCGCUGCUCGCUCGCCAUCGUGACUGCCUGCCUAGCCAACUCUUUGUUUAGACGCCCAGUCUCCCCCUUCCCUUCCCUAGUAGAAAACUCGCACGCACUCUUCACAACGGGUGUGACGUACGAGCCGUUGGCUGCCGUGCGACGUACAACACAAACAUCCGCACUUUUAUUUGUUUAUUGAUACAUUAUUUCAUAUCCUUUCCUCUCGAGCCUUCUUCUACAUUGUUGCCGCGCAUCAACGUUUUUUUUUUGUAUCUUCUGCUGUUGUUUUCUCCCUUUACACCUCACAUUUAUUUCAUAUAUAUAUAUAUAUAUAUAUUGUACUGCUGACGUGUUGCGAUCGUUCUCCCUGGCUGUGUUUCAAUCCAGUUUGAGGGGGGGCGUAAAGGUCAGUCCCGAAACGGAAGCUAGUACGCUAGGGUAGAGGGGAUAGCUACCUGCUCUCUGUCUAGAUUAUUUUUGUUUAGCUUUAUUUUAUAUAUUAUUUUCAUCUUGGAGGACAGACCAGCCGUUGUUGUUCUCCUUUUUCUGGUAGUGCGUGCGACUUCAGUGGCACAGCACAUCCGCGGUGCGCGGCUGCCAGAUUCGCAUAGCUCAAUUUACCGCGGCGAAGAGCGCUUGCACGAGGGGUUUUUUUUGUUCCUUUCCGCUUUCCUUUCUACGCCUUCGUUGUUGUUGUUUGCCGCUGCUGUUGCUGCCGCUGUUGGUUUUAUAUAACUGUUGUUUCUUUCCUGUUCUUUUCUUCUGUUCAUCGGUGUGUGCGUAGCUCUUUCGAGAUAUUUCAGUCGCCAAUACUCGUGCAGUCGCUUUGUGUUGUUGGUGGUUGUGUUGAGUGGUUGGUGUUGCUGCCGCUUCUGUUGAAGUGUAGGGUUUUCAUUGUUGUUGGGUGUGUGUGUGUGUGUGUGUGUGCUGCUGCUGCUUGCACUGUAUCCUUGCCAUUAACUCCGCUCGUACUCUCACUCUCUCUCUCUCUCUCUGCCUCUCUCUAUUGCUUGAGUGUGUGCGUGUGGUUGUUCUUGUCCCUCCCCGGUAGAUUCUCUUCCUCCCUUAAACUUCGUCUCUUCGGAGUUAUUGGAUUUUCUUAUUUUCUUUUCUCUCUACCUCUAUCAUUGUAAUCAAUUUCUUUUUGUGUCCUUUCUUCUCUUCUUCUUUUACGGUUAGAGCCACAUCUGCUUCUCCUUCAUUGUUGGUGUAACUGGUUUCGGGUGUUGCACCGUGGCGUGGGCACGGUUCUUCCCUUUCCCGCUGUAUUCGCUACUUCUUCUGCUUUCUGUUCCGUUGUUGUCGUUGUUCUCGUUGGUCGACACCUCAUUUUCGAAGUUGGUGACGCACGCGUGUGUGUUUGCUUGUGCUUUCCUACUUGCCGCAUUAUUCCCGUUAGCAUGCCUAUCCCGCUGUUGCCUUAACUACGAGUGGUGCCUCUUUGAAACUGAUUAUUUUGUUUGUUUGUUUGUUUUUUCUCUCUUGCUUCUUCGGUGACGUCGUAAGUCACUCGUGUCCUUCUUUCUCCUUAUUGCUUCGAUACUUCGGGAGUCUUCGUCAGGUGCCACCGUUUGAGCCGUACUCGUUGGAGUAUUGGUAUUCGUGUGUGUGGAUCUCAUCGCAGCUAGUCAUGUCGCAGUCCGUCAGUUUAGCCGCCUUCCCACGCAACGGGCGAGGAAAUACACCGCAGCAGGAGCCACAGCACUCACUUCUCCAGCAACGCCAGCCCCAGCGGGACGGUAUUGGAUCAGCCACCAACAUCGCAGAGGGAGACGGCGAGGCCGCACAAAACCGGCACCAACGACAACAACAAGAUCCGCAGCAGCGGCAGCGCUCGCGACGUCCGCGAUCGAUUCACAUUACGCUGCGUAAAACCCGCGCCGGUAGCCGCCCUGUCAACAUCCAACGUGGUCAGAAUCAUUUCUUUAACGGUGCUGGCGAGCGUGUCAGCUCCCCCACCGGGACAUGGAAUUCGCUCAACAGCAGCAGUCGUGGUGUGCGCAAUGGCGUAGAUGCCUAUCAAGUCGUAGGGGACGGAACCCUUCCGCGGUCGAGUCCCGCGGACCAGCACCGCGAUCCCAAUCUUGUCUCUACCAGGCGAAACGGUCCACCUGCGACAACGAAUAGCAGUAAUACUAAUAAUAAAUACACUGAUAAUGGUUUUGGUUUUGCGGUGCCGUUGAUGGAGGCGCGCAUCUCACCCUAUCACAUGCCGGACACGGCGUCCCCACAUGGCCGCAGCAGAGCCGGCAGCAACACCGACAUCGCCAGCGGACAGUACGGGCGCGUGGCGAGCAACAGCGGCGGUGGUGGUGGUGCGAGUGGCUCUCCGUCCUCUUCCUUCAAUAAUAUUGGCGGCAGCGCCGGCGUCGGCCCCUCCUCUGGAGGCAGCGGCAGCACCCCGUCGUCGUUGCUGCAGUGCGUACCGCAGCUUAACGCAUUCAUGAGGGCCCCGCACGCGGCGCUGCAGCAGCUGCUUCCACCCGGCAUGCGCGACCGGGUGAGCAACAGCAAUAACACCAGUAGCAGUAACACUGAUCCUAACAGCGCUGGGGGCGUCAAGAAGAACCGAAAUGACGACGACGGCGGCGGCGGAGGAGGCGGAAACCCAUUGCGCAGCCGCAGCCUGCUCUAUGUCAGCAGCCCCAACAUGACGCACGCGACGAAUGCGGCGCCCAUUGGCGUGAGCAGUCGACUCCGCAGCAGCAGCUUAGCCGGGCAGCACGACGGCCUCACUGGGUCGUACUCCGGCGUCCUCGGUGACUUCGUGUUCCCCUACCCAGACCGCAGCGCGUCUCAGCAGCAGCUGCCCACGACGCCACCGGUAGUAGCAACCGCCAACCCCAUCAACGCCCCGACCGGAAGCUUCGAUGCCCGCUCUCGACGACUGUCGCCCCCGACUGGGGAGGACGCAGGCGGAAACGUGGGUGCCGCGCAACAACAGCAGCAGCAGCAUCGCCCGCGCUCUCGCAGCUACACGGCAGGAGGCCGGAUGUACAGCCACAACAACAGUAACUAUCACCAUCGGCGUCGCAGCAGCAACGGGCCCGUCAUUACCGCCUCCAUGGCAGGUGCAGGCGGUGCGGCGCUCUUCGGUGGCGGUCACUUAGCCUCCUCUACCACGACCCACGCGGAGAGACGCUCUUCGCACAACUUGGAUCGAUCGCUGUCUGUGUCCGCCGGUCCUGCUGCCUUUGGUGGUUGGGGUGGUGGGACAGCGCUGGAUGCUGCCGCCACGACGAACGUGGUCACGCUGGCCUACCCACCGAUGAGCACGAGCCGCAGCAGCCUGCGCAGUGGCGCAACACGCGAGGCGACACCGGUGAGUACGACUGCCUCCGCCACACCGCCGGCACAACAACAGCAGCAGCAGCAACAGCAACGACCGAUGCUGUCGCCGAGCGCGGUGGGCACGCCUGCCCCACUGGGCCGCAGCACGCGCAAGAGCGGCAGCUUCCCCGUCCACCGCAGCGGCUCGUCCGAUGUCGUGAAUGGCUUGGACGACUCCGCCGACAGCGUCUUGUACGGCAGCACACCGCGGCGUCGCAGCGCCAACGUACCACCCGGUGUUGGUGGUGGCACCCACCGCUACUUGACGGACAGCACCGCAAGCGACAGCGGGACGCCGAAUGCGGCUGACGGCGGUGGCGGGUACCGACCCCGGCGGUACAGCAUGCCCCAGACGGAUGAGGACGAGGGCACACACACCGCGGCGCCGCCGCCGCAGCAGCAGCAGCAGCCGCUGUCGACGGUGGACCGCCUGCGAUCACGGCGUGAUGGUGGUGGGAACGGCAACAGUAGCGGCAUUGGUGUGGCGACCCGCCCCACGCCCACAAACGCAGCGGAGCCGAAGACCGCGAUUGAGCGGUGGCGCGCGCAGGAGGAACAGAAACGGCGCGUGGAGGUCGUGCAGUCCCGCCGUCACCGGCUGAGUGCGCGGCAGUGGCGGGAAGCCUUCCACCGUCUGGCGGAGAACCGAAUGCGGUGGACGGUGCGCUCCUUCAUCGGCGCGGGCACGUCCGGCAAAGUGUAUGAAGGCGUGUUAGACGACGCGGCGCACACGCCGGUGGCGGUGAAAGUGCUGGACGUCGGCGUACCGAUGCCGGCCGGGCCCGAUGUGGCAGGCGCGGCGAGUGAAGACAGCAACAUGUCCCCUGCACAACAGGAGGCGGUCCUCGUGCUGCUGCGCGAGAUCGAAAUGAUGGAGAAGCUGCACCAGCGGAACAUCGUCACCUGUCUGCGCUGUCAAGUUACGCCGGUGCAGGACCGCUUUAUGGAGCUGCAUCACAAACAACAACAACCGCCUCCGGGGUCGCGGAUGCAGCAAACCGACGGGGCCGGUUUGGGUGUCGUGAGUGGUGUCUCGAGCAACGCGCACGCCCCCCCGGGCGACAACUUCGCCGUGGCUGCCGCCACACGCAUUCCGGUGCAGGUGGAAAUCAUCAUGGAGCUGUGCACGCGAGGGACACUGGCGCGAGUGGUGCGGCGCAGCCCGGGUGGGCAGCUGCCGGUCGUCACGGCGCGACGGUACCUGCGGGAUGUCCUCAAGGGUUUAGCGUACCUCCACCGCAACAACUUCAUUCAUCGCGACGUGAAGGGUGAAAACGUGCUGAUCAGCGCGGAUGACGUGGCGAAGCUGGCUGAUUUCGGAUGCUCCAGCCGCAUCGUUAUGACGAACAGCCACGUGCCCGGGGAAGGGCACGACGGCACGAUGAGCAGCAUCGCCACGACGCACGCCACCGACUCCCGCUGCACGACCAUGGUGGACUACCAGUGGUGUGAGGCGACGGGCGUGGCGCACACGAUGGUGGGGACGCCGAUGUUCAUGGCACCGGAGAUCAUUCAAGCCUCCGGAGCGCAGCCCGCCUCGCCGUGCUCUGUGGACUCGACCGAGCGUAGAGGUGACAGUGAAAACAACAUCAAGAGCUGCAACGGUAGCUUCGCCGCUGCCACGAAGCCGGUGGGCUACACCGCUUCCGCGGACAUCUGGUCCUUCGGGUGUCUCGUGCUGGAGGUCUUCGGACGCACACCGUGGCCGACCGCCGGCAACAACGCCUACCACCUCAUGAAGCAGAUUGAGCAGUCAGUGGACGACGUGCCGCCUGGCGUGCCGCCGGAUACCCCGCCGGAGCUGCUGAGCGUUCUGCGGUGUUGCUUCCAUCGCGACCCGAACCGCCGCAGCACGGCACGGAUGCUUCUGCGCUCGCCGUGGAUGACGUGCGCAGAUGCGGAGCUGGAAGAGAUGCCCCCACGUAAGCGGCGCUGA